Xenia sp. Carnegie-2017 is the source of this 3056-nucleotide messenger RNA. Its product is annotated as tyrosine-protein phosphatase Lar-like. Gene Ontology annotation, molecular function: protein binding; carbohydrate binding. The transcript is spliced from 13 exons. The coding region runs from base 201 to 2768 and encodes 855 amino acids. The record is from RefSeq and is a predicted model, not a curated record. Lineage: Eukaryota; Metazoa; Cnidaria; Anthozoa; Malacalcyonacea; Xeniidae.
GGCAGCAGAUAUAGGAAUGGCGCCAUUGAAGUCACUGCCAUCACACACUUCAUUUUUAUCAAAUCAACUUUUAUUUUACAGGAAUUUACGAAUAAGCUUGCAUAGAUUCGAAUUUACUUAUUUUUUGUGUGUCUUUAAUAGGCUCAGUAACAUGUGAUGGAAAAAAUAUAUCGGACGUUAGUUGUUCUAAUAAUCAAUAUAUGGUGAUAAAAGUUGCAGAAUAUCGUGGAUUGAGAAACGGAAGCAUUUGUGGCUCAAGUUUUGAUUACAAUUGUAGUGUCGAUGUAACAUGUGACCUUAAAAAUUACUGUGAUGGUGAAAGAAAAUGUAAUGUAACUGUUGAUGAUAAUCAUUUCCCUUCAAAUAUUUGUCCUGGUUUGGAGAAAUAUCUUUACUUUGAAUAUCAAUGUAACUACACAAGUAUGCCAUACAGAAAAAUUUGCAAUCGUCAUGUUUGUGAUAAUCCUCUAUUAAAAAACGCAGAAAAAUUCCCAGAUUCUUUGUUUACUGCCUUCCCAAAGAGUCGUAGUGCUGCUAAAGCAAGAAUAUCCAGUGGUAGUUCAUGGUGUGCUCCUGCUGCUAAUGGCAAUCAUUACCUUCAACUGAAUUUUCCGAGUCUUUAUACAGUUAACGUUCUCACUAUCUUUGGAGACAGUUCAAGUUCAAGCUUUAUAACUAAAUAUCACUUGCAGACAAACAUUGAUGGUGUGAACUGGAAAUCUGAAAAAUCCCAGAAGAUUUAUCUAGAAAACAAUGAUGCGGCUGUAGAAAAGUUUUCUGGUGGCCUUAAAUCCAAAGCUUUGCGAAUCUUUCCAUUGAAAUUUGUUGGUGCACCGUGUUUACGAAUUGAAAUUUGUGGUGGAGACUUACUCCCAGACAAACCAACAGAUCUCAUUGCAACCAAAUCUGCAUCGACGUACCUCGAGAUAUCAUGGAAACAUCCCAAAAACUGGUGUAAAACUUGGUACAAAUAUCUCGAAUCCUCUUACAAGAUAUCUAUUGAUUUUGCUGAAGGAUACUAUGAUUGUUUUGAUAAAACUCUGGAGGUAACUGACAAAAAACCGUACAACAUUACGAAUCUUGUUCCUUACGCAACGUAUAAAGUUAAUGUAACCGCUGGCAAUUCUGAAGGCUUUGGUAGAUCAACUACAGCUACUUUUAGAACUGCUGAAGAUGUUCCCGAAGGUCCACCUUUAAAUGUUCAAAUUGUCGUCUUAAGCAGUUCAUCGUUAUCAGUUACGUGGGAGCCACCAGACAAGAAGAAAACAAAUGGAAAGAUAGUCAGUUACACUGUUUGUAUUACACAUUUGGAGAAUGAAAUCUGUUCAAUAAAGUAUAUGAUCGAGGAACAGCGUUUGGACAUAAAUAAUGUGAAACCAGGGACAAAAUAUUAUGUUCGUGUUUUAGCUUCUACAAUAGUGGGAUCUGGAUGUUACAGCAAUGUUACAUGGGUAUUUACAAAUGGAUUGGCACCUGAACUGUCCACCAAGCAGAUUGGAAAUACGUUGACUUAUUUGUUGCAAAAUCCAAAUGUGGAAUAUCGAUAUUUUUAUGUAGUCGCGAUGAAAAAUGUCACAGAAGAGAGUCGACUGCCUUCUAACUUUAAAAACACAGACUUAGUGACUUAUUCUAAGGCCAUAUCUUCCACACAAUCAAUGCCGUAUAUUGCUGCUGUAGUCUCUCGCAGAGACUUUAAGCCUGAUUUUACACUUGGUGACGGUGAAAACACAACACGGCGUUCCAAUGGUGAAAAUUAUUAUAAUGGCCCGCUAAAGCCUGGCACUAAAUACAAAAUAUUUCAGCGCGUUUUCAUAAAUGAUCAGGGUGAUUAUUAUUCCACUGACUGGAGUCCAGUGGCAGCAACUCCCCAAAAGCACAAGUCUUCAGUUCCCGAAGGUCCACCUUUAAAUGUUCAAAUUGUCGCCUUAAGCAGUUCAUCGUUAUCAGUUACGUGGGAGCCACCAGACAAGAACAAAACAAAUGGAAAGAUAGUCAAUUACACUGUUUGUAUUACACAUUUGGAGAAUGAAACCUGUUCAAUGAAGUAUAUGAUCGAGGAACAGCGUUUGGACAUAAAUAAUGUGAAACCAGGGACAAAAUAUUAUGUUCGUGUUUUAGCUUCUACAAUAGUGGGAUCUGGAUGUUACAGCAAUGUUACAUGGGUAUUUACAAAUGGAUUGGAGCCUGAACUGUCCACCGAUCAGAUUGGAAAUACGUUGACUUAUUUGUUGCAAAAUCCAAAUUUGGAAUAUCGAUAUUUCUAUGUAGUCGCGAUGAAAAAUGUCACAGAAGAGAGUCGAUUGCCUUCUAACUUUAACAACACAGACUUAGUGACGUAUUCUAUGGCCAUGUCUUCCACACAACCAAUGCCGUAUAUUGCUGCUGUAGUCUCUCGCAGAGACUUUAAGCCUAAUUUUACACUUGGUCAUGCUGAAAACACAACACGGCGUUCCAAUGGUGAAAAUUAUUAUAAUGGCCCGCUAAAGCCUGGCACUAGCUACAAAAUAUUUCUGCGCGUUUUCAUAAAUGAUCAGGGUGAUUAUUAUUCCACUGACUGGAGUCCAGUGGCAGCAACUGCCCAAAAGCACAAGUCUGAAAGACCCAUGACGGCAACUGCCCAAAGCACAGACGGUGGAAAAAUUGGAGCCAUUGCUGGUGCAGUUGUAGCUGCAAUUUUGCUCAUUAUUUUGUCAUAUUGGUCAUUCUUUUUGUUAGGAUCAAUUCAAACUCUGCUACAGUGCAGUGAACUGCGUAUUGUAGUUAUUUGACGGCUACUAAAAGUUCUCAAAAAUGGGGAAGUUGAAUUUUUCAUGAAAUUAUUAGACGUUUUCUGAAAUUUAACGUACUAUAGAAGAAUAUGAUUAAGCAUAGAAUUUUUUUUUUUAACUAUAAGAGUGAACGAGAGUGAAUGAUUCUGAAGAGUAUUUGAAAACAAUUUGGAACAUAACAUCAAAUUUUUAGGCUAAGGAUGUAGUCAAUAUUUGAAAUAGGAUAAAAGUUGUAAUACUUUUUAUCUAAGUACAUUAAAUAAGAAAUAAAGUUAAAUUACAAACAAA